Molecule: messenger RNA, 765 nt
Organism: Huiozyma naganishii CBS 8797
Lineage: Eukaryota; Fungi; Ascomycota; Saccharomycetes; Saccharomycetales; Saccharomycetaceae
Exons: 1
Coding region: 1-765 (254 amino acids)
Source: RefSeq, a predicted model, not a curated record
AUGACAUCGUCCGUCAAAUGGUGGCCUCUGGCCAUCCUCGCCUUGGUUAACACUGUUUCCGCUUUCGAGUUCAGAUCUUUCAACAGUUCUUCGCUUGGUGUCGAAAACAACACCGAGAUUACCAAUGACGGGAGUGUGAUCAGCACUUUCGUGAACAAUACAAACCUUGUUCAGUUGGCGCCUGGUGCCAAUGUUACCACCGCCAUUGAAGAUUUCGCUAACACCACCAUGGUCGUGAAGAACAGUAAUGGUACCCUUUACACUAACAUAACCAAGAACCCUAUUGGUACAACUGACAGCAAAAAAGGCACCGCUGAAGCCGUCGAGCCAUUUGUUCUUGGCUGGGAUGAAUACCAAACCAUCUCCGAGGGCAGCUGGUGGUCUCCAUGGUAUCCAAUUUCGGAGUGUUCUAAGGACGAUCCAAACUCUUCCGUGAACCUAAAAUGGGGCUACUCGUAUCAAUGGUCUGGUUCCACUGACGGUAGCUUUGACACCACUCUGUUCAGAAACAGUGUCACCUUUGAUUGGUCUAAAGCCGUGUCCCGCAGUGGGACCUACUCUUGUUCAACUGGUGAUGACGGUGUUGCUCAAGUUUGGUAUCAACAAGAAGUCGGCUGGGCUGAGAUUCAAAAGAGACACUGUUCGACAACUCUAGACGGUAGCACGUGCUCCUCGUGGAACACUGUUCAACACGUCGAUGCUCCACUAGAAGGUGAAGACUCUUACAGGUUGGCUUGUUCCGAAUCUAGCGGCUGUCAAUGUUAA